Messenger RNA from Erigeron canadensis, 793 nucleotides. RefSeq names its product 23 kDa jasmonate-induced protein-like. The transcript has 2 exons. The coding region runs from base 16 to 684 and encodes 222 amino acids. Lineage: Eukaryota; Viridiplantae; Streptophyta; Magnoliopsida; Asterales; Asteraceae. The record is from RefSeq and is a predicted model, not a curated record.
AGUUUAUGUUUUUAUAUGCUACGGUCAAUUACCAAAUUAGAUAAGGCGAAAAACAUAUUUGGUGAACCAAUCAGGAGCAAAGCAAUGUUGGAAAAGGGACUCAACCCAACCCGUGAAAACAAGGCGCAAGUUGCCUAUAAGUUGAUGAACCAGGGUAACAAAUAUGAUAUCGCCUUGCGUUUUGUAAGAGGCCUUAAGGCACAAUGGGGCAAUGGGAUUACAGCUCUUUGUCUGCUUUACAACGCAACAGGUGAAACUCUAACAUAUACGACAAGCCGCAACUGGUUUGGUGAUAUUGGGCCAUCUCCAUACCCUGCAGUCAUUCUGAAUGGUCAAUGGGGGGCAUAUCUUCACACAAAGACACCAAAGGUGCCAAGUGGAUCUGUAGCCGCGGUAGUGUAUCGUGGCAAAUACUCUGACAAUGCUUUCUGCGACUAUAUGAUUACUUGGUCUAUCCCUUGGCAAAGAUUCACCCAAGACAAUGCGGCAUAUUGCGAGAUCAAUCAAGUUGGACACUUUGAUGGUGCGGUUUGGGAGGCAAUUUAUCGCAAAACACCAUUAGCAGGCAGAGAGAGCAGUGCGGAAUGGAAGGAUUGCUAUACAAGAGUCAAGAUCGAGAGCGACACUUCCCCUAUAUUCAAAGCCAUUCUUACACAUGUUAAUGUCGAAGUAACAUCUGUUUAGACUCACUUAACAUGUAGUGAAUGCUCAGUUGCGUAUAUGCGUUCUUAGUGGAACUCAUCCUGGAAUGUGACAUCUUUGACAUUGCAAGUUUAAGUUAUUAUCUUAAUCU